ACGUUAUGGUAAUAGUCUAUGGUUUUAGUUUAUGGUCGAAUUUGGAUUUGGAACUUGUUUAAUAAAAGAUGGCUACCAAUAAUGUGGUCUUAUAAUUUACUAACCUUUAAAAUAACAAAUAUGGUGUCAGAAGUAUAAAAUAAUAAGUGUGAAAUACAAAAAUGGGUGAGUCAAGUAAAAUUUCACCAAAUGCGGCAAAUUCGCCGGCAUCACAAUGUCCACAACACAAGCAGGGACAUGCUUACUCAUACAUACGACCAUUAGAAUUCACGGAUUCUAUGGAAGAGAAUUGGAAAUUGUGGGUCCAAAAAUUUAAAAUAUUUCUUCUUGCCGAGGACCUUGAAGCUGUUUCCGAUGACCGUAAAACAGCUCUGCUGCUCCAUAACAUGGGUGACAAGGGUGUAGAAAUAUACAAUUCGUUUAAUUUGGAGCCAAAGCAAACCUUUGAAGAAGUCCUAAAGAAAUUUAAUGCAUAUUUCAUUCCUAAAGUUAACAUCACGAUGCAACGCCACAAAUUUUUUACAAGGGCACAAGGAGCUACAGAGUCCUUCGACGAUUUCCUUACUGACCUUCAGAACAGAAGUAUGACAUGCAACUUCAGUGACAAGAGAGAGGAACUCGUGAGAGACGUUAUCGUUAUAGGUCUAGCUAAUACCGCUAUGAAGGAGAGGCUUCUGCGCACGGAGGAUCUGACGCUGCAGAAGACCAUCACCAUGUGCAGAGCUGCGGAAUUGUCUCAAAAGCAAGUUACGGAACUAACGAAUGAGAUAGCUGCCACCUCCGUGCUCAACGUCAGCACUGCGCCAGUACAUAACGUCAACAAUGUCAAUACUUCAAAAACAAGAAGCGUCAAGACAAGAAAAUGCUAUCGCUGCGGCAAUAACUGGGAUCGCACGCAUCAAUGCCCAGCUAUAGGUUGCAAGUGCCAGAAGUGUGGUAUUCCUAAUCAUUUUGCGAAGGUUUGCAGAAACAAACAGGUUGCAGCCAUAACAGAGAAGCAGGUUGAAGACGACAGCGAGGAGUCCUUCUUCGUUGGCUGUAUCAACAGUGAGUGUGAAUGCGAAUGAAAAUGCAAUUCCCAGAGCCGAUCCACCUCGUCGGGUCCCUAUAGCACUAAGACAGAGCCUUAAGGACGAGUUGGACAAUAUGGUGAGACAGCAAAUAAUCACCAAAAAUGAGGAUCCGAUGGAGUGGGUCAACUCAUCUGUUGUAACAAAAAAGAAGAACAAUAAAAUACGCGUAUGUAUUGACCCUCGGUAUUUAAAUAAAUUCAUUAUCAGAAAACACAAGCAAUUGCCAACGGUUGAUGACAUACUAGAUAAGUUAUCAGGCUCUAAGUAUUUUUCUAAAUUUGACUGUAGCAGUGGGUUUUGGACAGUACAACUUGACUCAGAAAGUUCAAAGUUAUGCACAUUUUCUACUCCAUUUGGUAACUACUCCUAUAAACGAUUGCCAUUUGGACUUUCUGUGUCAACAGAAGCGUUUCAGGAACGCAUGGAAGAGACUUUUAGUGAUAUUGAUAAUGUACAAUUUUAUGUCGAUGAUUUAAUAAUUUAUGCCAGCACGGUGGAAGAACAUAAUAAAGUGUUACUAAAUGUAUUGAAAAGAGCUCAAGAAUGUAAUGUCAAAUUCAAUAGGGAGAAGUCCCAAGUUCUGUGUAGAGAAAUUUCAUUUCUUGGCAUGAUUGUAAGUGACCAAGGGGUUAAACCUGAUCCAAUUAAAGUAAUGGCCAUUUCCGAAUUAAAAUGCAUUCAUGAUAAGAAAGAACUUGAACGAUUUUUAGGAAUGACAAAUUACUUGUCAAAAUUUAUCAACAAUUACUCGACUAUUACAAGCCCGUUGCGCGAGCUUCUUAAAAAAGACAUAUUAUUUAAAUGGCUUCCUUCUCAUGAAAAUGCUUUUAAUAAACUUAAGGAGGCAUUAACAAACGCUCCCACGCUUAAAUUAUUUGACAGUAAUAAAGAUGUUGUCGUUUCGGUAGAUUGCAGCUCGGAAGGAGUAGGCGCUUGUCUUUUACAAGACAGACAGCCUAUUGCAUACGCUUCUAAGGCACUAACUGAAUGUCAGAAAGGUUAUGCCCAGGUUGAACGCGAGAUGUUUGCUAUUGUAUUUGGAUGCAUCAAAUUCCAUAAGUAUAUUUUAGGAAAACAUACCCUAGUUGAAACCGAUCAUUCGGCAUUAGAAAUUUUAUUUAAAAGACCCCUGUCUUUAGUACCUGCAAGACUACAAAGAAUGAUGCUUAAAAUACAAGGGUAUGACAUUACUGUUAAGUAUGUACCUGGAAAACAAAUGUAUAUAUCAGAUUUUCUCAGUCGCUCUUUCCUAGUUGACAAGAAUGAUGAAACGAAGGAAUUUGAUGAAGAAUUCAACAAAGAAAUUGUUUGUCAUGUUGAGGUCAUGAUAGAUUCGUUGCCUAUUUCAAGUGACAAGCGACAACUCAUUGCCAUGAAAACGAACGAGGAUGCCACAUUGUCCUGUUUAAAAGACUAUAUACAUAAUGGUUGGCCAAAUUCUAAGAAUAACCUAAAUGAAUUAGUAAAACCUUUCUGGAAUUUUCGCAAUGAGUUGUCCCUAGUCGACCAGAUAAUUUUAAGAAAUAAUCUUAUUGUGAUUCCAGUAGCAUUACAAAAAAUGAUGCUAGAAAUUAUUCAUGAAGGUCACUUAGGAUUAAAUACAUGUCUUCGGAGAGCUAAAAACGUUCUAUUUUGGCCUGGAUUGACAAGUCAAAUUAAAGAACUCUGCAACAACUGUCAAACAUGUGCCUUAUUUAGGAAAAAUAAUACUA
Molecule: messenger RNA, 2785 nt
Organism: Cydia fagiglandana
Lineage: Eukaryota; Metazoa; Arthropoda; Insecta; Lepidoptera; Tortricidae
Exons: 2
Coding region: 162-1067 (301 amino acids)
Source: RefSeq, a predicted model, not a curated record